CAACUCUAGGGUAGUGGCAGAACAAAUCUCUUCAUUCACUUACCACCAUCUUUGUGUAUUUCUUUUCAGCACGGGACUCAAGGAACUAUCCAGAAGGCUUCAUCAUGUCCAAUGCUCCAGACUCUCAGCAGCCUCCAGAAAUCACAGAGCAGACAGAGACAAUUGUGGACUUGAACCUUCCUCUUCCUCCUCCUCCUCCUGCUCCAGAGGAUGAAUGGGGCCCAAAUCCCGAGCCUACUCACAUGAGUGCUUCUUCUAUUCCCUUUUUUCUGUAUGGAAUCAUCCCUGUGGUCCUGGGAAUCUUCAGCUUGCUGCUCUUGGCAUUAUGUGGAUUCUUUGGUUAUCAGUACUUUCAUACUGUUGAGGCAUCAGCGACCAAGAUGAAGAGCCUUAACGCGUUGAUUGAGUCUUUUCAAAGCAAAGCAGACAAAUUUCUUCAUGUCCAAAAUGUUCUUGAACAAAAUAAAGCCUUAUUGUCCUAUGCAGAAACCCUAGAGUGGCUGCAAAGCCGGGGGCAUCUCCUUGAGGCUUUACAUGAACUAAAUCAGAAACAAGGAGUCAGGUGUGGAUGUCCUCCGGAACACUGGGUUCAAUCCAAUGACCACUGCUACCACCAAACCACGAAAAUGGUUUCUUGGUUAGACUGUUUCGAUAUUUGUGUCUCUUUGAAUGCUACAUUUUUAAAGACAGAAAGGAGUAGGUUAAAGAAUGUCAUGGAAUUAAUUGCAGUAGGUCCUACUUGGCUUGGCCUGUCUUACAGGGAGAAGGACAAUGAAUGGAAGUGGGAGGAUGGCUCCUCUCCUUCUCCUGGGCUGGGUUUACCAGAGCCAAGUCUGGAUUUCCAGGGAAAAUGUGUGUAUGUAAAGGCACACACUCUUGGUACUGAUAACUGCACCAUACCCUCUUCAUGCCUGUGUGAGAAGGCUGUCCACUAAAAAUCAGAAGAAAGUUAUGAGAAAAGCUAUGAGGGUCACAUCUCAAUAACAUUCCAGACGCAAGACCUGCUUGUCUUUGUUCUAUUGUUUUUUUCAUGUUAUUUGUAACCCUUUCAUCUCAUAGCAGAAACUGUCAAAUGACUUUAUGAUAGACGAAGGCAAAGCCUAGAGUUUUAGCAGAAAUAUCAGAGCAGCACCAAAAAGUUACAAAUUCAGAACCUGUUCGAUUUCAUGAGAAUUGUAUAAAUGAACUAAUAAACAUUAUUUGUCAUGACUA
Felis catus (domestic cat) is the source of this 1212-nucleotide messenger RNA. RefSeq names its product C-type lectin domain family 9 member A-like. The transcript is spliced from 8 exons. The coding region runs from base 105 to 935 and encodes 276 amino acids. The record is from RefSeq and is a predicted model, not a curated record. NCBI's taxonomy places the organism in Eukaryota, Metazoa, Chordata, Mammalia, Carnivora, Felidae.